Messenger RNA from Parnassius apollo (apollo), 720 nucleotides. Lineage: Eukaryota; Metazoa; Arthropoda; Insecta; Lepidoptera; Papilionidae. The record is from the annotation of a GenBank genome assembly.
AUGAGAGAGUUGAUGAUACAAACAGGACAACAAGCCCACACUGCCUUCAAAAUGUGGCCCUCGUUAGUCAUCGGCUCCAUACUACGUGACUUGGAGGAUUCUGAAGAAUUCUUCAAUACCAUAACAGCUGACUUGCCCAUAGAAAUUAAGAUGUCUUCAUUAUUUACAUAUGAGACCCACAGGGUUCUUGAUCCUACUCAAGCUAUGCUUUAUCUUGAACAGAUCGGUCUGUGGAAGAGCAUGGGGCACCCCGUGGUCGAUAUGGAUUCUACCACAUCAACAUGGAUCAAGAAGGGAACCUUUUACAAACGACAUAACAAAUGGCCCGAUCUCACAUACAGUGAUCAUAUGAAUCCCCAUAUAUUAGAGUGCAUUCUGGAAAACAAGUGGGGAGACACAACCUCAUUAAAGUGGAAUCCAAUCGAUUUCCAGCAUAUCCAAUUAGAAAAGAACUUUGAAUUUAAUUAUCAAAUCGAUACAAUCGACAUUAUUUCUGAUAAAGCCAUCAUACCAAGUGCCUCAGAGUGGAUUUACGAAUAUGACACGAAGGCAUUAAAAACCAGAAGUUUGGCUAGAGGCAUUCAAGUAUGCGACAAAAACAAACAUAUCGAGCAUGAUAAAAUUGGUGAUAAUGAAUCAGUCGUCGAUGACUUGUUACAAGAAUCUGAUAUUUUAGAAGAACCUCUACGAAGUGAUUCAAAUGUGAAAGAUCAGUGGUGA